UGAUGUAUAUUGCAUGUAGCCCACCUAACUACAUCUCAUCUCAACUACACCCCAAACUACAAAGCCCCCAAAUUGAUUCUCUCCGUCUACGAAACGGGCCCCUCUCUUCUCUGAUUUCACUUGCCUUGGAAAAAUGGAGGCGAAGCUGUUGGGGGCCGCCUCUUCCUCCGUGUUCGGCCCUACCAACUCCAUGAUCUCAAGACCCACUAACCCUUUUGCCCAUCAAACCUGUUCUACCCUUCGAUAUCCCACUUGGAGAUUUUCCAGUAAUGGCGUUCCGGCAAUUCGGGCUUCUGCUUCCAGCGUUGGAUUGGCUCGGAAGAGAAGAGUAGAUGAAACUCAGAGCUACACUCUUGAGGGUAUUAGGAACUCCUUGAUACGGCAAGAGGAUAGCAUUAUAUUCAGUCUAGUGGAGAGAGCUCAAUUUUGUUACAAUGCCGAGACAUAUGAUCCUGAUGCUUUUGCCAUGGAUGGUUUCCAUGGCUCUCUCGUUGAGUACAUGGUUAAAGGAACUGAAAAGCUUCAUGCGAAGGUUGGAAGAUACAAAAGCCCCGACGAGCAUCCUUUCUUCCCAAACGACUUACCUAAGCCGCUGUUGCCCCCAAUGGAGUACCCACAGGUUCUUCAUCCAGCAGCUGAUUUCAUCAAUAUUAAUGUCAAAGUAUGGGACAUGUACUUCAGGAAUCUCCUCCCAAGAUUAGUUAAAAACGGUGAUGAUGGUAAUUAUGGAUCAGCUGCAAGUUGCGACACGAUUUGCUUGCAGGCCCUGUCAAAGAGAAUCCACUAUGGUAAAUUUGUAGCUGAAGCAAAAUUCCGAGCCUCCCCUGAUGUUUAUAAAGCUGCCAUUAGAGCACAAGACGCAGCCCAAAUCAUGGAUUUGCUCACAUACCCGGCAGUUGAGGAGGCAAUUACAAAGAGGGUGGAGAUGAAAACUCGGAAGUAUGGUCAAGAAGUAAACAUGAAUGAAGUUGAACGUAACACCGAACCAGUGUACAAAAUAGACCCGACCAUUGUUGCCGAGCUAUAUGGGGACUGGAUCAUGCCAUUAACAAAGCAAGUCCAGCAAUUUGAUUGUAAUGGGAAUUUGCUGCAUAAGAUUAGUACAAAGCUUUCUGCAAGCUCGUACGGGGAAGCUGAACUCACGAGUUUGAUUCAAUCGUUAUACAUCAAGCAGCCUCCAUUAAGCACUUCAGACCCUGAAGAUGAGUCAGAAUGGUUUGAGUACAAGAUUAAAGAAACCAACAUUUUCACAGUGGACAAGUAUCAGCAGAUUGGCUUUUUCCCUGAAGAGAAGGCAUUUGCAUUGCGGUACCAGACAGCUGGAAUGUUAGAAACUGUGAUAAGACAAGGGGUCCUAGGUGAAGACGAUACUGGAGAAGAAUCUCCCAGAAACUUGAAACUUCCUUCUAGACGGCCUGCAAUUGUAUGUGAGAACUGCCUCUAUUCAUUGGAAAAAGAUGCAAGAGUAAGAGCUUUCCAUAUCAUGGAUCCUCAGGGCAUACUAGAAAUGCUACUUGUAUUUCUGGAAGAAAGAGGAAAGGAAGUGCCUGCUCAUCCUUCUUUUGACAAUUCUAUGGAUUCAAAUAGGAUGGCUCCACAUUUAGGGACAUGGAAGGGUCACUCUAUAACCAAAAGGAGUGGUGUUUAUGGAGCCACAAUAGCCAAAGCUGAUACAAUUGCUAUACUUGAAAUGAAUGAGGACGGUCAGCUCAUCCAGGAUAUAAGAUCUACAUCAGGUGGCAGUGACGUUACCACCUCUGUACACUGGUCGGGUUCCAUCUCUAACAACUUGGUCACCUUCGAUGGUGGUUUCCAGUUAACGUUGUUGCCUGGAGGCAUGUACAUGGGAUGCCUAUCUGAUGUGGCUAAGAGUGUGCAAGAAUCCAAGUCGUUCCAUUUGGAAUUCUGCUGGCUCGAGUCACCUGGCAAAAGGCAGAGAUUGGUUCGCACUUAUGAUGUGGAAGGCUUAGCCGUCUCAUCAACAUACUUCCUCGAAACCAAACAAUGAGUUAUAGUUUCUUUCUGUAAAAAAGUUUUACUCUUUGAAGUGUACGGAGUGGUUUGCAGCAAAAUAAGAUGCUGUUGGACUGGUUCACUAUAGAAUGAUCCUCCGCCUCUUGCUGUGAAUACAUUUGGCGUGAGAGAUGGAUAAGGGAAUUCCAAUCUUGGUUCUCCAAGAAUACUCAUUGUUCUCAAUUCGUAGACCAUCUCAGGACGGCGAGGUGUUGAAAUGAUACGCAAUCCUACAUUGGUAUUGCGCUCACGAAUCUCAAAUAAACACUUGCAAAGCUUUAUAUCAUAUUCUACAUAAUUUUCUAUUA
Messenger RNA from Sesamum indicum (sesame), 2321 nucleotides. NCBI's taxonomy places the organism in Eukaryota, Viridiplantae, Streptophyta, Magnoliopsida, Lamiales, Pedaliaceae. The record is from RefSeq and is a predicted model, not a curated record.